CCUAUCAUGAUCGAAUAACAUCUCUAGAAUGUAUGCGCUUGUAAGCACUUCAAGUUGAGUUGCCUCGGUAUUUGAAAACCAGAAGGGGUAUGGCGGCUGUCGUCACGAUUGAAUUACCGGCCGUUCUUGUCGUCCUGGUCUCUGUUAUGGUACCUGUCGGGGAAACGGACUACAUGAGCAACUCGCACAAGGGGAAUACACAUAAACAUAACUGUGGGGCUGUUAGGACUUUGAAGCAUCUUAUCAUGUUUAUUUAUAAAACUGCUGCUUCACGGGUGCAGUUGGCAUGCCUUGCGCAAGAUUUUUUCACUGGAUAGUGGCGGAGAAACAAGAUGGAGAAUUUGAACGGUCAGUGAGAACAGAUAUCAAUUCACAUGUCAUGCAAAAAACCAUCAGUUUCACGUCCACUUUCAGCUGUGCCCCAAACAUCCGUAUCAUUACCGGC
Messenger RNA from Laetiporus sulphureus 93-53, 445 nucleotides. RefSeq lists its product as uncharacterized. NCBI's taxonomy places the organism in Eukaryota, Fungi, Basidiomycota, Agaricomycetes, Polyporales, Laetiporaceae. Bases 90 to 317 code for a protein of 75 amino acids. The record is from RefSeq and is a predicted model, not a curated record. The transcript has a single exon.